Molecule: messenger RNA, 841 nt
Organism: Rhizophagus irregularis DAOM 181602=DAOM 197198
Lineage: Eukaryota; Fungi; Glomeromycota; Glomeromycetes; Glomerales; Glomeraceae
Source: RefSeq, a predicted model, not a curated record
AUGUGCUUUUCCUUAAAUUGUUUACUUCUAGGCGAGAAAUCUAGAAAUUCUAUCUCAGUUAUUAUUGCCGAAGGAAUCUCUGUUCCUGAUAAUAAUAAUAAUAAUAAUUCCUAUAUAGUCAAACAUAAUGAUAUUCUAGUUUCACAUUUCAUGUCUAUUGUCUUUAAAAGAAAAAGUGACAAACUUAAUUCACUUAAUUCUGACAGUCUGGAACUUUGGGUAAAAAGGUUGAAGUUAACGAAAAUAAACUUGAAGGAUUUUCUACAGAUGACAUUAAAAAUGAUCUUGGAGGCGAGUGUAUGGAGUCGAUACUUACUUAACAAAUAUUUUACUAAGAAAAAUUUUGAUAAAAUGAAAUCGAGAAGGAGGCAAUUCACAUCAUCGUACAAGUGCCCGUUGUGUAAAAACUGGCAGAAGUUCACAAUUUCAACUGCACUUGAUGUUGUUAUCAAAGAUAUUGGCAGUGAUAUUAAUUUUGUCCUCCUUGGCAUCGAUGUUGAAUUGUCUCCACAAUUUAGCAAAAGGAAUAAUAAAUUUGGAAAUGAUACCUCCUUUACCUGGUAUGGUCUAUGUCCGCAUGCCAUACAUAUGAGUGUGGAUAAUAACCUCAAUGAAGGCUUCAAAGCAGAUCAAUUUUGGAUUGACCAAAAAUCUCAUGUCUUGUGGCAAGAUUUUGAAGACUUCAAUAUGCGAUUUUGGGUCCUAUGUCUUCAAAAAUAAUUGUAAACUGAAAAUUGUUCGUUAUUUGUACAUAAUUUUACACAUGAUAUAUACAUGAUAUGUAAAAAAAAAUGAGCCCAAAUUGAAUGUUAUCUGAACAUAUUUUGCUUAAAUUUUGUUU